UAUUUUUGAAGCCAUGUGGCAACUUUAAGUAGAAAAAUACUAGUAUUUUACACGUUAUGGUCUCUGGACGGCUACACCUCUCUCGUUUUUCAAUUGAUCACGGCGCUUUUGACCACAAUUCUUUUCGUUUUUUCGCAGUCUGUAUCUCCAACAACCAUCCACCAUGAAGACCCCUGAAUCAGUCCUCAAGAAGCAAGCCACUCAAGAGAAGUUGGCUGCUGCUGCCGCUGCUGCCGCAAAGGCCGCAGAGGAAAAGGCUGCUGCCGAUGCUGUGAAAUUCGUUGCCAAUUCCAAGAAGUACGAUGAGGAAUACGAAGCUGCCCAACAGCUUGCCAUCGACAACCGACGAAAGGCCAAGGCCGACGGUGGUUUCUUCGUCCCUGCCGAACCCAAGUUGGCAUUGGUUAUCCGUAUCAGAGGUAUUAUCGGUGUCUCCCCCAAGGCCAAGAAAGUAAUGCAACUUUUCCGCCUCCGUCAGCUUCACAACGCCACUUUUGUCAAGUUGAACGAAGCAACCAUUCGCAUGCUUCGAUUGAUCGAACCAUAUGUCACAUAUGGAUACCCCACUCGGGCGACUGUCCAGAAGCUUGUAUACAAGCGCGGAUUUGGAAAGAUUAACAAGCAACGCAUUCCUAUCGCUAACAACGACGUCAUUUCCCAGGGACUUGCCGACAGCACUGGAAUCGAAUGUGCUGCCGACCUCAUUAACGAGAUCUACACUGUUGGCCCUAACUUCAAGAAGGCAAACAACUUCUUGUGGCCUUUCAAGUUGUCCAACCCUAAGGGAGGAUUUUCCUCAAAGACCAAAUUGCUUCACUUCAUGGAAGGUGGAGAAGCCGGUGCCCGAGGUGAAGAAAUCAACAAGUUGGUUGCCAAGAUGAUCUAAAUGCGGUAGAUGAAUCACGACCAUCAGCAGAUUGAGCUACACGCGAACUUUGAUCUCCACAGACUCGUGCGCUCUCGUCGCACAAGUUCUAAAUACAGAAUUUACGGAAAUAGACGAAAUAAUUGAUG
Molecule: messenger RNA, 1014 nt
Organism: Pseudo-nitzschia multistriata
Lineage: Eukaryota; Bacillariophyta; Bacillariophyceae; Bacillariales; Bacillariaceae
Source: the annotation of a GenBank genome assembly